UCGUUUCCGUCGCGCUGCCAUAGAAACAGAAAGCCUAUUAGGGAUUAGUGUUGCUAAGGAAAGAGGGAGUUUCAUAACAAGCCUGACGGAGUAUGUGAGGUUUUUGGGCGGCUACGAGCUCUGGGUAAUCAGUUGUAGCGGAUAGCAAUGGCCACGACUGUGUCGGAGACUAAAGACAGCGGCGAAGCCAAUUCGAAGUGGCUAGAUGCACAUUACGAUCCAGUGGCUAACCUUUACACCUUUGCAUCCUGCAUUGCUCUGGCUGAUCUCCAUGGCGACGGGGAGAACAAGUUGGUGGUGGGAGACCUGGGCACAGGGGCGUCCAACAUGAAGCUGAAGGUGUACAAGGGCACCAGCCUGGUGAGCGAGAACAUGCUGCUGGACCUUCCCACGGGACUGGUGUCGUUCCUGAUGGACCAGCACGAACCCCGGACACCUGCUAUUGCUGUAGCGUCCGGACCUUUCAUCUACAUCUACAAAAACCUGCGGCCCUAUUUCAAGUUCACCUUGCCGUCUCUGGAAGUCAACCCCCUGGAGCAGGAGGUCUGGACCCAAGCAAAGGAGGAUAUGAUCGAUCCGACGUCCUUAAAGGAAAUGCUGGAGGGAAUCAGGGAAACGGCAGAGAUUCCGCUUUCCGUCAGAUCUUUGAAGUUCCUCAUGCUGGAGCGACAGGCGAUGGAGAAUUUCGUCAGCAUUCACAAGCAGCAGCCCAUCCGCAGACAGACGGUCAUCACGUGCAUCAGUACUCUGAAGAAGAACAUGGCGGAAGAGGAUGCCGUCAGCUGCCUGGUGAUUGGUACAGAGAGCGGGGACAUGUACGUCCUGGACCCUGAGGCCUUCACCAUCCUGUCCAAGAUGUCCCUGCCCAGUGUUCCCACCCUGAUGGAUGUCACAGGCCAGUUCGACGUGGAGUUUCGCAUUACGGUAGCUUGUCGGAACGGUAACAUCUACGUCCUUCGCAGGGAUUCCUCCAGGCCCCGGUACUGCAUCGAGCUGACGUCCCACCCCGUGGGUCUGGUGCGAAUCGGCAAGAACGUGGUGGUGGGCACCGCUGACGAAACGCUGCUUGGCUACACACAGAAGGGGAAGAAACUGUGGAUGGUGAAUCUUCCCGCCCCUGUGGUAACCAUGGCUACGAUGGACCACCACACGCGAGGCUUCCAGGCUGUCCUGGUGGGGCUCGCCAACUGCCAGGUGCAGCUGUACCGGGACAAGAACCUCGUCAGCACCAUCAAGACUCCGGAUGUGGUGACCAGCAUCUGCUUCGGGAGGUAUGGCAGAGAAGACGGCACUCUCAUCAUGACCACCAAAGGGGGAGGUCUCAUCGUGAAGAUCCUGAAGAGGACGGCAGUGUUUGAUGACAGAGACACGGUCCCUGGCCCCCCCUUGGCUCAGAGCGUCCGCCUCAAUGUUCCCAAGAAGACUAAGCUGUAUGUGGACCAGACCCUAAGGGAACGCGAGAAUGGCGUAGCCAUGCACAGAGCCUUCCAGAUGGACCUGAUCCGGCUGCGGCUCACGGCCGCACGGGCCUACGCCAAGGCCCUGGAGUGCAGCCUGACCCCCAUGUCCGCCAGCCUCACCGAGCCGCUUAAGAUGAACGCCGUGGUCCAGGGGCUCGGUCCGACGUUCAAGCUGACGCUGUACAUCCAGAACACGGCCGCCUGCAAGCCCGCCAUGGGCCUCGCUGUCUGCUUCUUGUACGACCAGACUCUCUACAGCAUGAAGACCACCUUCUUUAAGAUCCCCCUGCUUGUCCCGGGCCUGAACUACCCUUUUGAAACCUUUGUGGAGUGUCUGAGUGACCGGGGUAUUUCUGACAUCAUCAAAGUGUUUAUACUGCGAGAAGGAAUCAGCACUCCGCUCCUGACCGCCCAUAUCAACAUGCCUGUCAGCGAGGGACUCGCUCUCAGCUGAGAGGCUUCUAAGGACAACUGUGAGCCAAUAGUAGGUCUGUAUGGAGAGGCGUGGCUUCGUCCCACCUCUGCACAGCUGUCAUUGGCUCGUGGAAUAGAGAAUGAACUGUAAUUGGGCAAGUAGACGAUUGUUUUAUGGACUCCGUUACAGUGACGAUUAUAUAUAGUGUAAUGUCUGUAUGUAAAUAGUUUAUAUAUCAAUGUCAGUUAUGUAAAACACUAUUUUUAUCUACAUGUACCUGUCAGUAAUAAAAUGGUGGACUGAUGCUCUAUGCCACAGUCAUCUGAA
Paramormyrops kingsleyae is the source of this 2202-nucleotide messenger RNA. Lineage: Eukaryota; Metazoa; Chordata; Actinopteri; Osteoglossiformes; Mormyridae. The record is from RefSeq and is a predicted model, not a curated record.